AUGGCGCCAAAAGUCUUCAUCACUGGCGUGACAGGCCUUAUCGGGGGUGAUGUGCUAUAUUCUAUCUGCCGUGUUCAUACAGGCUGGGAAUUAGCUUGUCUGGUCCGAACAAAGGAAAAAGGUCUCAAAGUCCAAAAAGCCUAUCCCCAGGCGAGGCUGGUUUACGGAAGCACAAACGAUGUGGACUUGAUCGAGGAGGAAGCCUUUGCCGCAGAUAUUGUCUUUCAUUCCGCCGGUAGCGAUGAACAUGUCCCUUCUGCACAGGCCAUAGUUCGAGGCCUAAGUCGUCGACAAACCGAUACUCCUGCCUACUACAUCCAUACAUCAGGUGGCUUUGCGCUGGCCUCAGAGACCCUCUCUACUGGAAAGUAUGGCGAGAGAUUUGACAAACAGUACGAUGAUUGGGAUCAUGUGAAUGAAUUGACCUCUCUUCCCGACCAUGCACCCCAUCGCAGCGUUGACAAAGUGGUACUGGCUGCGAAUCCCUUCAAAGUUCGAACUGCCAUUAUUGCACCAGCUGUGGUUUAUGGUCAGGGGCGAGGUCCAGACAAGAGGAAAUCGGCACCGCUUUUUGAGGCUUUCCUAAGACAGAAAAGGGUUGUCACCGUCGGUAAGGGCGAGAAUAUUUGGCACAAUAUUCAUGUGCAAGAUCUCAGCAAGCUCUAUCUCCUCUUAGCGGAGGCAGCCACCAAUGGUGGCGGAAAAGCUACUUGGAAUGAACAGGGGUACUAUCUGGCAGAAAACGGCUACUACAUCAACCGGGAGAUGCUGUCCCUCGCGGCUCGCAUCCUCUACAAAAAAGGACUCGUUCAAUCGCCCUCCGUCGAUUCCAUCACUCCAGAUGAAAGCGACGGUAUCUCACCUUGGUUAAAAGUGAUGAUUGGUGUGGACUCGCGUGGGAUCGCCCUGCGCGGUAGGAAACUAUUGGGCUGGAAGCCAACUAUGCCAAGCUAUGAAGACGAACUUGAGAAUUCACUCGAUAUUGAUAUAAGGGAUUUAGGCUUGAUACAAAAUCAGGGCCUAUAG
Molecule: messenger RNA, 1026 nt
Organism: Penicillium paradoxum
Lineage: Eukaryota; Fungi; Ascomycota; Eurotiomycetes; Eurotiales; Aspergillaceae
Exons: 2
Coding region: 1-1026 (341 amino acids)
Source: RefSeq, a predicted model, not a curated record